UUUCAUGAGGCCCUCAUCAUUCACAUUGGAAGAUGAAUUAAAUUCUUUAUUGAAUUCGCAUCAGCAGAGGCCGGAGCAAUCUUCUUCUGGUAACCUGGCCAAGAUACAAAAGGUGCCACCAUAUCUUCGAAACCGAUCUGAGUUUGAACGGUAUUACUUUCCUAAGAUGGUAUCCAUUGGUCCCAUUCAUCAUCGUCCCAAAGGUGAGAUAACAACGAAGAAUCAUCUUGAGCAAGGAGAAGAGUACAAGAAAACGUGGGCAUCAAAGUACCUGCAAGGUAAAGACGCUCAGAAACUACUUCAAAAUAUCCAGUCUGAAAUCCAAGAAUUGAAGAAGUUGUAUGCUGAUGAUGUGAUUCAAGGCUUCAACACAGAUGACGAGCUGGCUUGGAUCUUGUUCGUAGAUGGUUGUGCUGUGCUUCAUAUCAUGGACAAAGUGGAACCGUCAAAAUUUCAAGCACUGUACAUUAUUGUGCAGAAUGAUCUGCUCUUGUUGGAGAACCAGCUUCCAUAUAACGUUUUGAGCAUAUUAAGCAACGAGGACGAUUCUGCAUUGACGAGUCUCACAAAGCGUUUCAUAAAUUCUUUCCUUGAAGCACGCGACAUCGCCCCACAAUCUCAAGUGAUCAAUCAGCCAGCCCAUUUGCUGGAAGUUCUAAUCUCAUUCAUAGUGGUUCUUGAUCAGACGAAAGAAACAACGAUAGUUGGUAUGCAGCAAAAUGAAGUCCCCAAGUACCCUCCCAAGCCUCCAACACAUAGGAACAUACAGGAACUUAUAACAUCAGGGAUUAAAAUUAAGAAAAACGAUGAGAAGAAUCUCACGAACAUCUAUGUGCGUGGUGGUAAGCUCUUCGUUCCCCCGCUCACAGUGGAUGACUUCACAGCUCAAAUGUUCUUGAACAUGAUGGCGUACGAGAUGUGCCCAGAUAAUCUGAAGAGCAAUUACGAGAUCAGUAACUAUGUUUCCUUCUUAAAUUCCUUGAUUGAUCAUGCAGAUGAUGUGAAAGUGUUGAGGAAAGCUGGGGUUUUAAACAACCAUCUUGGUAGCGAUGAAGAAGUGGCCAAAGUCUUCAACACUGUGAGCACUGACUUGGUGCUUGACACAGGAAUUUAUAAAGAGGUAAGACAAGACAUCGAGAAGAUUUACAAACGUCGAGUGAGGAUUUGGUUUAUUGAGCUGCAGCGCAAGCAUUUCAACACCCCAUGGACAAUCAUAGGCCUGAUAUCUGCUAUUCUUGGCUUUAUUCUCACGAUUGUCAACCUCAAGAAGCAAUUAGGUUCAAAAAAUUAAAC
Messenger RNA from Neltuma alba, 1293 nucleotides. Its product is annotated as UPF0481 protein At3g47200-like. The record is from RefSeq and is a predicted model, not a curated record. NCBI's taxonomy places the organism in Eukaryota, Viridiplantae, Streptophyta, Magnoliopsida, Fabales, Fabaceae. The coding region runs from base 5 to 1291 and encodes 428 amino acids. The transcript is spliced from 2 exons.